UAGAACGUUGCUGUGGUAGCGCUCGGGCGCCAUGUUAGGACGAAGGGGAAGGAGGAGAAGCGCUUAAAGCGGCGGGGCGCGGGUGUGGGACUGGGUUGGCCCUAGGGCUGAGGCAGGCCCCCGUCCCUCCCGCCUCGGUGGAUCAUGCCCAGGGCGGCAGCGGCGGCGGCGGUCGCGGGGGGGAAGUGACUGGGCGGUGCCGGCGCCGGAGACGAUGCCGUUUCCAGUUACAACGCAGGGAUCACAACAAACGCAGCCCCAACAGAGGCACUAUGGCAUUACCUCUCCUAUCAGCUUAGCGGCCCCCAAGGAGACUGACUGCCUACUCACACAGAAGCUCAUCGAGACUCUGAAGCCCUUCGGGGUUUUCGAAGAAGAGGAGGAGCUGCAGCGCAGGAUUUUAAUUUUGGGAAAAUUAAAUAACCUGGUGAAAGAAUGGAUACGAGAAAUCAGUGAAAGCAAGAAUCUUCCACAAUCUGUAAUUGAAAAUGUUGGAGGAAAAAUUUUUACAUUUGGAUCUUACAGACUAGGAGUACAUACGAAAGGUGCUGAUAUUGAUGCAUUGUGUGUUGCACCAAGACAUGUUGAUCGGAGUGACUUUUUCACCUCAUUCUAUGAUAAAUUGAAAUUACAAGAAGAAGUAAAAGACUUAAGAGCUGUUGAAGAGGCAUUUGUACCAGUUAUCAAACUCUGUUUUGAUGGAAUAGAGAUUGAUAUUUUAUUUGCAAGAUUAGCACUGCAGACUAUUCCAGAAGAUUUGGACCUACGAGAUGACAGUCUGCUUAAAAACCUAGAUAUAAGAUGCAUAAGAAGCCUUAAUGGUUGCAGGGUAACCGAUGAGAUUUUACAUCUAGUACCAAACAUUGACAACUUCAGGUUAACUCUGAGAGCCAUCAAACUGUGGGCCAAACGGCACAACAUCUAUUCCAAUAUAUUAGGUUUCCUCGGUGGUGUUUCCUGGGCUAUGCUAGUAGCAAGAACUUGCCAGCUUUAUCCAAAUGCAAUAGCAUCAACUCUUGUACAUAAAUUUUUCUUGGUAUUUUCUAAAUGGGAAUGGCCAAAUCCAGUGCUAUUGAAACAGCCUGAAGAAUGCAAUCUUAAUUUGCCUGUGUGGGACCCAAGGGUAAACCCCAGUGAUAGGUACCAUCUUAUGCCUAUAAUUACACCAGCAUACCCACAGCAGAACUCCACGUACAAUGUGUCCGUUUCAACACGGAUGGUCAUGGUUGAGGAGUUUAAACAAGGUCUUGCUAUCACAGAUGAAAUUUUGCUGAGUAAGGCAGAGUGGUCCAAACUUUUUGAAGCUCCAAACUUCUUUCAGAAGUACAAGCAUUAUAUUGUACUUCUAGCAAGUGCGCCCACGGAAAAGCAGCGUCUAGAAUGGGUGGGCUUGGUGGAAUCAAAAAUCCGCAUCCUGGUUGGAAGCUUGGAGAAGAAUGAGUUUAUUACACUGGCGCAUGUGAACCCCCAGUCAUUUCCAGCCCCCAAAGAAAAUCCUGACAAGGAAGAAUUUCGCACAAUGUGGGUGAUUGGGUUAGUGUUUAAAAAAACUGAAAACUCUGAAAAUCUCAGUGUUGACCUCACCUAUGAUAUUCAGUCUUUCACAGAUACAGUUUAUAGGCAAGCAAUAAACAGCAAGAUGUUUGAGCUGGAUAUGAAGAUUGCAGCAAUGCAUGUGAAAAGAAAGCAACUCCAUCAAUUGCUGCCUAGUCAUGUGCUUCAGAAAAAGAAAAAGCAUUCAACAGAAGGAGUCAAGUUAACAGCUCUGAAUGACAGCAGCCUUGACUUGUCUAUGGACAGUGAUAACAGCAUGUCUGUGCCUUCACCCACUAGUGCUAUGAAGACCAGUCCGUUGAACAGUUCUGGCAGCUCUCAGGGCAGAAACAGUCCUGCUCCAGCUGUGACCGCAGCAUCUGUGACCAGCAUCCAGGCUUCUGAGGUUUCUGUGCCACAAGCAAAUUCCAGUGAAAGCUCAGGGGGUCCAUCGAGCGAAAGCAUUCCUCAAACUGCCACACAGCCAGCCAUUUCUCCACCACCAAAGCCUACAGUCUCCAGAGUUGUCUCCUCAACACGUCUGGUAAACCCAUCGCCUAGACCUUCAGGAAAUGCAGCAACAAAAGUAUCUAAUCCUAUAGCAGGAGUCAAGAGAACGUCCUCACCCCAUAAAGAAGAAAGUCCGAAGAAAACCAAAACCGAAGAGGAUGAAACAAGUGAAGAUGCUAACUGUCUUGAUUUGAGUGGACAUGAUAAAACAGAAACAAAGGAACAAGUUGAUAUGGAGACAAGUGCGAUUCAAUCAGAAACUGUUCCGGCCUCGGCUUCUCUUUUGGCCUCUCAGAAAACAUCCAGUACAGACCUUUCUGAUAUCCCUGCUCUCCCUGCAAAUCCUAUUCCUGUUAUCAAGAAUUCAAUAAAACUGAGACUGAAUCGGUAAAAUCACCUCAGGGUCCAUAAACAGUAUCUGCCAACUCAACCUGUUGUCUUCAGAUGCUAAAAAAAAAGAAAAGAAAAGAAAGAAAAACCAAGGAGAAUGGAAGGUACAAGACUAGACAUGACUGACAGUGGAUUUAGGUUUUUGGUGACCUCCCUUACUUGGGCUCAUCAGCACUUGAUCAGAAGUCCAG
Molecule: messenger RNA, 2624 nt
Organism: Onychomys torridus (southern grasshopper mouse)
Lineage: Eukaryota; Metazoa; Chordata; Mammalia; Rodentia; Cricetidae
Gene: Papola
Product: poly(A) polymerase alpha
Exons: 22
Coding region: 215-2434 (739 amino acids)
Cellular component (GO): nucleus
Molecular function (GO): poly(A) RNA polymerase activity; RNA binding
Source: RefSeq, a predicted model, not a curated record